CCACCACCACCGGCCUGUGCACCGCUCACACCUACAGCACCGGCCUGUGCACCGCUCACACCAGAGCAGCAACACCGGCCUGUGUAUCGCUCGCACCGACAGCACCACCGGCCUGUGCACCGCUGAAAACCGCAGUUACCUGUGCACCGUUGACAACUGCUGCGACAGCCACCUGUGCAUUGCUGACAACUCCAACCGACCUGUGCAUUGGUGACAACUAACAGCGACCUGUGCAUUUAAUAAUAACUGCAGCGAUCUGUGCAUCGCUGACAACUGCAGCGACCUGUGCAUUGCUGACAACAGCAGCGGCCGAGGGCAUGAACGACAGCGGUGGAGACAUCUUGAGCUCGGCUCGCCUAGCUGUCGAAUAUGUGGACUCGAUGCUGCCCGAAAACCCGCUGCAGGGACCCUUCCGCAUCGUCUGGCGUUACAUGAUAAGCAAUUACACCAAAUUUCAGAUCGCGACCUGGGGCUCCCUCCUGGUUCACGAACUGAUGUACUUCAUCUUCUGUUUACCUGGCUUCAUAUUUCAGUUCAUACCUUACAUGCAGAAGUACAAAAUCCAGCAGGACAAACCGGAAACCUGGGAGAAGCAGUGGAACUGUUUCAAGGUGCUGCUCUUCAACCACUUCUGCAUCCAGCUACCCAUGAUUUGUGGGACCUAUUACUUCACCGAAUUCUUCAACAUCCCCUACACCUGGGACACCAUGCCAAGAUGGUACACGCUGCUAGCCCAGUGCUUUGGUUGUGCUGUCAUUGAGGAUACCUGGCAUUAUUUCUUGCACAGAUUAUUGCAUCACAGGAAGAUCUACAAACACAUCCAUAAGAUGCACCAUGAUUUUUCAUCUCCAUUUGGCAUGCAAGCUGAAUAUGCUCAUCCAUUGGAGACUGUUAUCCUUGGUGCAGGUUUUUUCAUUGGAAUCAUGAUCUUCUGUAACCAUGUGAUGCUACUGUGGGCUUGGGUGGCUUUUCGCCUUCUGGAAACGAUCGAUGUCCAUAGUGGUUAUGACAUCCCUAUAAAUCCUUUGCAUCUGAUUCCCUUUUAUGCUGGAUCUCGUUUUCACGAUUUUCACCACAUGAACUUUAUUGGAAACUAUGCUUCAACCUUCACCUACUGGGACAAAAUCUUUGGCACCGACUCGCAGUUCAAUACUUACUACACAAAGUUGGCGAACAAAAAUGAUCCAGAUGAUAAGAAAAUGAAAUGAAGUCCCACCAGCUUGUUACUCAUCAUUCAGCAAUGUCUUUCCAAAUUUUAAUUUCCAUUCAGAAGUAUUGAUGAGCAGUCUUUGAAAAUGAGGAAGUUUAGCAAGUGAAACUGAGGAAUGCAACGCCUUCAGCGUCUACCAAGCUUCCCCUAAGUCUGCUCCUGCCAUGCGAGGUAUUGUUUAGGUAUUGCUGGAACCCUUUGCCACACUGUACUGUCGGGUUAUAUCUCUGAUGGAUCUCAAGGAGCAUUUGAGAUCCAGAAAUACAGACUGCACAUCCUGAAGUCCAAAGAUGAAACCUUCUUGUUUAUUGUCUAAUCUUCAUACUUGAAUAAAUAAUAUUGUUCCACAACAAAUUUAUUUAACUAAAAAAAAGUAGAAAAAUAUAAAAUGCAAUGUCUCCUCUGCU
Leucoraja erinaceus (little skate) is the source of this 1617-nucleotide messenger RNA. Its product is annotated as methylsterol monooxygenase 1-like. Gene Ontology annotation, molecular function: C-4 methylsterol oxidase activity; iron ion binding. Lineage: Eukaryota; Metazoa; Chordata; Chondrichthyes; Rajiformes; Rajidae. The record is from RefSeq and is a predicted model, not a curated record. Bases 318 to 1208 code for a protein of 296 amino acids. Gene Ontology annotation, biological process: sterol biosynthetic process. The transcript is spliced from 5 exons.